GGCGCCUGCUUCUGUUGGUCGAGUUCCUUGUCGUACCUGGAAACUAGUUUGGGAGCACAGGUUACCCAAGAUAUCAAUGUCAUGAGUCUGGCAUAGUGAGGACUUCAUUCCCCCGUGACUUUUGAUUUUUAUCUACGGCUCUUCGCGGAUGACACGACUUUGUAUACGGUAAUCAAUGGAUAGGUGAUGCCUCUCUCCUACAAUGCGACCUGAUAAGCAAAUGUUCUUUAACUUUGACAAGUGCAAAGUUCGGUGUCCUAGAAGUCACGGAGACGACGACGAAGGUGACGAUAGUGGCGAUGGUGAUGUCGGCGAAAUUGGUUACAGCGGUGAAAGAGGCAGCGGUAAUGAUCAUCAUGGAUUUUUCGCAAUGA
This is a messenger RNA of Porites evermanni, 374 nucleotides long. The record is from the annotation of a GenBank genome assembly. NCBI's taxonomy places the organism in Eukaryota, Metazoa, Cnidaria, Anthozoa, Scleractinia, Poritidae.